Colossoma macropomum (tambaqui) is the source of this 4164-nucleotide messenger RNA. Its product is annotated as beta-N-acetylhexosaminidase. Gene Ontology annotation, biological process: carbohydrate metabolic process. The transcript has 14 exons. Gene Ontology annotation, molecular function: hexosaminidase activity. NCBI's taxonomy places the organism in Eukaryota, Metazoa, Chordata, Actinopteri, Characiformes, Serrasalmidae. The record is from RefSeq and is a predicted model, not a curated record. Bases 379 to 2199 code for a protein of 606 amino acids.
UCUACUUAUGUAGAUAUAUUGGGAUGUAUUUAAAUAAUUAAAUGGCACAUUUAAAUAUAUUUAGCAUAUAUGGUUUUGAUAUAAGCAAAUAUAUACAUGUAUUUUUUCUUGUUUUGACCACAGUGGCCCUGCGGUGGGCGUGGCCAAACUCAUGACAGCCUGAGAACUGUCAGAGAGUUAAACCUGUUUAGGCACAGCGCAGUGAAGAAAGGAGUGAUUAAACUCUUCUCAUACAGAUUAAGAGUCCCUCACGUGCAGACUUGUCUUACACGGUUCAGCGUUUCAUUCACAAGCACGAGCCGGUAAAACCUUUACUCACCUGAGUUGACGGGACUCCAGCGCAGACACCCCACAGUAAGUAAAACGCAGGACAGAGCAAUGGACAGGCGCAGGUGGUUGAAACUGAUAGUUCUCUUCUUGGUGACUUUUGCCAUAGUGAAAUUUUUCUCCAGUUCAAGCAAGGGAAGAGUAAAAAUAAACUCAAAAACCGUGGACACGGAUACAGACAUUUUCUGGUGGAGCGAUUAUGCUCCUGAGUCUGACAAUUUGGAUGCACCAAAAGAGCCUCCAAAAGCUGAGAAAAACCUUGUGAAAGAAAUCAUCACGAAGGAACCAGAACAAAAUUCAGAAGAACUUCGCAAUUUGGAUUCACCAGAAGAACCUCAAGAGGCUAUGGAGAAGCCUGUGAAAGAAAACGUCAAGAAGGAACGAGAACCAAAUCCAAAAGAAGAAGAGAUAGAAAUCAUAAAAGUCCCAGUGAAACCAUCUACAGGGCCUCUCCGUCUAGUACAUUUAGACCUUAAGGGUGCUGCCCCCAAAGUCAGUUACCUUAAGCAGAUUUUUCCACUGUUCUCCUCUCUGGGCGCUGAUGGUAUUUUGAUAGAGUAUGAGGACAUGUUUCCCUAUGAAGGAGAACUUGAGAUUCUAAAGUCACCGUUUGCCUACAGUGUGGAGGAAAUAGAGGAAAUCAAGACUAUGGCAAACCUCAGUAAGCUUGAACUGAUACCUCUAAUGCAGGUAUUUGGGCAUCUAGAGUUUGUUCUGAAACAUGAGAAGUAUGCCCAUUUAAGGGAGGUGGCGAAGUAUCCCAAUAGCCUGAACGCUCUAGCCCCUGAUAGCCUGCCACUGCUUAAACAAAUGCUAAAGCAGAUCCUGAAGAGACACCCGGAGGCACGGUUUUUCCACAUUGGAGCUGAUGAGGUUUAUGAGCUUGGCGAGAGUGAGGACUCGAAACAUUGGUUGGAGAAGAAUAAUGGAGACGUGGGAGCACUGUACCUCAGCCAUCUGUCAAAAGUUUGCCAUCUAGUGACCGAGAUGAGACCUGGAAUGAAAAUGAUCUUCUGGGACGAUAUGAUCAGAAAGAUCAGCGUCCCCGCCAUGCAAAACUCAGAUGUAACAAAACUUGCAUUCCCUAUGAUAUGGAACUACGGUCCACAGAUUGAUAUAAAAAGCCUAGCACAGCUACUGGAUAAAUACCAGGAGGCCGGAUUUUCAGGUGUUUGGUUUGCGAGCUCAUUUAAAGGCACUUCAGCGGUUGACCAGAUAUGGACUCCAAUAAAACAUCACUUAGACAAUCAUCUAUUCUGGCUUAAAGUAAUGGACUCCAUGGCCCAGUACCCUUCUCUAACUUAUCAAGGCAUCGCCAUAACAGGCUGGCAAAGAUAUGAGCACUUUAUACGUCUAUGUGAACUGCUGCCUGUGGCCAUCCCUUCUCUGGCUGUCUGUUUACAGACUCUGAAAUAUGGUUCAUUUACGGAAGAGGCCGAAAAGGCAGUACAUCACAUUUUGGGCUGCAAAAUUCAGUUGGAGCCUAAUAUUUGUGAAGGCAGUGGGUCAUUUGCGGGCGCUGAGGUUUACCACAUGGUGCUAAAGAUCCACACUGAACUGCAGAGCUCUAUUGAUGCGAUGAUGAAAAACCACUUUCUGCGAGGUUCUCUCAGCAAUUACCUGCGGAAGUACAACUUCGCAAACCCACGGAAUUUAAGACAUUUUAAAACCGAAUUGAGAAAACUGAAGGAUGAUUGGGAGUCCUUUCUGGAGAGGUUUCGGAAGGAGAUGGAGGUCAUCUUCUAUCCAGACACUGUGGAGGAGUGGAUGGAGGAUAAUGUCAACGAACAGAUGAGUAAACUCCGCAGCAUGGUGCAAGACACAGAGCGCAUUUAUGACCUUGAUGGCCGGAAAAAGAGUCUUAAAGCUUAAUACGGCUUUGACUAGAAGGAACGUGUUCACCUACAGUGUCUAAUCGUCAACUGAUUUUGGGGCGACAGAUCGCUUGUCCCUUAGCCAUGCCCAGCCAGUGAACUGUGAAAUCUUCCCCAUCAUGACAGAAUGCACCGUACCAGGUACGGCAUCGUUUGAUUUUUAAAAGCAGGGUUGACCAUAUUUCUGUAAAUUGGAACACGUUUUAGUGUUUUGCAGCUAACUAAGCUAGCAGUGUUCACCAAAGGGCUAGCUAAGCUAGCUAACUGAUUUUUAAUAGCUAACUGCAUUAUUGUGAAGAUCAGCUUGGACCAGCAGCAUUCUGUAAACCGCCAUGUUCAAACACAGAAAUCUGGUUUUAGUCGCUGACACAAAAGGCAAUUUAGGAAAGCUUGAAAAGUCCGGACAAUCAUAACAAGCCUACUUCAUCAAAUAUAAUCCACUUUGUCUAUCUGUCUUUAUGUCUCUAUCAUUAAUACAUCAAUUUGAAGUGGCUACAGUUGGCAUGCUAAAAACAUCUCAUAGCAGUGAAAGAAACUUGAGCUGGCAACAAUGGUGGCACUUCGCUCUCUUUUUUGUCUUUACUGCCACUCUGGACUAACAUAUGCCGGUGAACCGUAAUGUCCUUCCACAACUGGUCACCACAAGCCACUUUUCUAUUUUGUUUAUUACACUGCUAGCAUAGUUAGCCUUUUGCCCGACAUUGCUAGCCUAGUUAGCGCUAGUAGCUACUAAACUGAAAGAUGUUAUAGCUUUGUCUAGCAAAUAAAUAUAAGGAACACACUCCAGUUUGCCAAAUAGAUGGUUUAGCUCUGACUCAAACGUGUAUUUCAUUAAUAAUUUAAAUGAAACAUGAGAAAAACUGCUUUAAAAAUCAGCACAAGUGGAGUACAAUGCUGUGCUCUACCAUGUUGGGGGGUUUUCACUCCAAAAUCAGUUGACAAUUAGAAAUACAGAGGAAUUAUCUCAGAGAUAAGCUAUCAAGUAAUGUCGUUAACAUCUGCUGGCACGGGACAUUACAUAUGAAGACAUAAAAAGUUCAGUGUGAGUGCACAACAAGUUAACAGUUCCAGGAAACAGGUUAGGAAUUCAUGCAGGAGUUGUCUGACAAGGAUGCAAUGGUAUAAUUCAAUCUCAAGAACUUUAGUCUGAGCACAGUUUUCUCUGGUCUCCAAGAAUUUACUGUGCUACUGAUACUAAUACGUUCAACUACAGGCAUAUUAUUCAAAUGUUAAUGUCAAGGCUUAGUGUUCAGUUGGUAUUCUGGUACGACUGUGAAAAUAAUAUGUAGGUUAUGUUAUAUGAGUGAGGAAUUGAUGUGUGGAUCUGCCCUAAGAACUUAGAGUUUAUGGAGGGUUCCAACUCCCCUGCAUGCUAGAAUAGGUAAAGGACUUGGGAAGGUUGAUAAAAUAAGAGUAUUCUUUGCCUAAAACUACUUGUCAAACAUUACAGAAAAUGGCCAGCACACAGAAAAGGAAUAUAAGCAAGUUAGAUUUUCUUGUUACUAUGUUUUGGUGCACAUUGAUUUUUUUAAUAGAGCGUUUGAAGUCUAGGUGAAUGGUUGGGUUUAUUUGAUGUGGUCUAGGUGAUGAUUUAAAGACAAAGUAAAAAAGUACCUUUGGUAGCCAAGGAUGCAGUCGUGGGCAUUUUGUGUUUUUUUUGUUUUUUUUUCAGUGUUCUUGUUUAUUAUUUUUGUUUGUUAUAGUAUAAGUAUAAAACUCUGUUAAACUGCACUAUUUAAAGAAAAUUCCCAUACUAGGUACCAUUUAGCAUGUAUUACAAUACUUGGAGAAUAAGCUGAAUUAAAUAUUUGGGGAAUGUCUGGUUAUUUAUAUUUGGGAGCUUGUGAGGAUUUCACCAUCAUAUUGUAUUUAAUUUUUACUCUUAUGUUGUACUUUUUGUUUUGCUUGUUGUUUCCUGACCAACAGUGAAAAGAAUUUCUGUAAUUUCUACAAUAAAAUUGAA